CGAGAUCGAUCCAAGCCACGGUAUGCUAUGAGCUACUGAAACCUACCUAGCUACUCAAAAGAUCGAUCUAGCUUGGCGAGCGUGAGGUGGUGAGGUACGUUUACGUACGUACGUAUACUCAGCAUGGCCGGGUACACCGAAAUUUUGGACACCAACCAUCACGAGCACAAGGUGUGCUUGGUUCGCAAGGACGAACCUUUCAUUUGCUCUGGCUGCAAAGAGCUCGGCUUCGAGCUCCGGUACGCUUGCCACACUGCGGGCUGCAACCAUCAGUACCACAGGUCCUGUACACUGCAGCCUCUCAACACUCGCGUGCCAGCUCCCUUCUACAAGCACGACUUCUUCUUCUUCAAGUCGGUCAGUACAGCUGGUGCCCGUUGCGAGGCAUGCGCUGCUGAGGUGCGAGGUUACGUGUACUACUGCCCGGACAAGAAGGUCAGCCUGCACCCUUGCUGCGCAGAUCUCCCCCGCGUGAUAACCACCGAGACGGUGCAGCUGAAACUGGAGAGGAAGAUCACCAAGAAAUGCGGCAUGUGCCACGAGCGGAAUCAGGGGAGCUUCAGCAACCCAUGGGCCUACGCCUCCAGCGAGAAGAUGAUCCAGCUGCACGUCGCCUGCGUCCGGAAAGCUCUCGUUUCGCAGUUCGAGUCGAGGCUUUACGGCGUGCAAAAGCCGAAGAUGCUGCUGCCGCCGCCGCCUGCUGCUGGAGCAAGCGCUGCUUCUUCAACUAGUAGUUCGACUGCCAUUGUGGAAUGCAACAGCUUCCCCGUGCUCGAGGUGGAUAAGUACCGGAGGAAAUCGGCCGGGUUCCUCGAUACGUUCAGGCGGAUCGUCAGGGCAGUCAUGGCCAUGGUCUCGGCGGUGAUCACCGGGAACCAUUUGGAGAUAUACAUGGCUUUCAUAGAAUUCUUCAAACCGAACUGAGCUGACAACAUUUGCAUCUUUGCGGUUUGGAGCUCGUGUGUUUGUGCGCAGCACCAGUUUCUCCCUUUAAAUUAUAGAUUUGCUUUCAGAACUUGAAAAUGGGUUUGGGUGGUGUGUGGUGGUUCUUGCAAGUUGUAAUAAGGGGGAAAAAAAGGAACACAUUUGUUCGUACAAUUUUCAACAUAUAUGUAUAAGACGAUCAGUUUAACUGGAUAAGGUGGUUGUUUAAGCUGCA
Molecule: messenger RNA, 1159 nt
Organism: Oryza sativa Japonica Group (Japanese rice)
Lineage: Eukaryota; Viridiplantae; Streptophyta; Magnoliopsida; Poales; Poaceae
Source: RefSeq, a predicted model, not a curated record